AUGGUUGUCGCGCUUAUGAAGCCAAACAUAACGUUCCUGAUCAAUAAGCUACUUCGAGUCCCGUCUGUCGGCUACGUAACCGAAAAGAAUGCAUCAGGACUUGGGAGACGCUCACUUGUUGCGAGAAUGAGUGGUCGUGCUCCUCUGCUCGGCGCUGAGUCGCCAGUGCUUAGCAAAGAUCGACGUCGGUUCAUUAUCAUCUCUAUUUUUGAUGCGACUCUUACAACGUUGCUUUGGCUGCUUUGCACG
Molecule: messenger RNA, 249 nt
Organism: Ostertagia ostertagi
Lineage: Eukaryota; Metazoa; Nematoda; Chromadorea; Rhabditida; Trichostrongylidae
Source: the annotation of a GenBank genome assembly